AUGGCUGUUGGCUCAGACCCACGUCUCCACACCCCCAUGUACAUCCUCCUGGUCAACCUGUCCUUGGGAGAUCUGUGUUUCACCUCUACCACAGUUCCCAGACUCCUAUUUUCUCUAUUUACUGGAGACCAGUCCAUCAGCCACACAGGCUGCCUGAUCCAGGUCUUCUUCUUCCUCAUGGCAGGCAAUGUGGGUAGCUAUGUGUUGGCAGCCAUGGCAUGGGACCGAUACGUGGCUGUUUGCCGACCACUGCACUAUGCCACUGUGGUGACUCUGCCACGCUGCAUAAUGCUCAUGGGUGGGAUCUGGAUUGGCACAACCCUCCAUUCCCUGCUCCACACAGCCCUCAUUGCAAGGCUCACCUUCUGCAGUAGUCGUGAUAUCCCACACUUCUAUUGUGAUGUUUACCCUUUGCUACAGCUUGCCUGUUCUGACACUUCCCUCAACUAUGCUAUAGCUCUAGUUGAGGGUAGUGCAGACAUCAUCUUGCCUGCUGCUUGUAUUGUCACCUCCUAUGGAUUCAUUGGAGCUGCGGUGAAUGGAGUCCGAGCUACUGGGGGUUUACAUAAGGCACUUGCCACAUGUGGAUCCCAUUUAGCUGUGGUCAUGCUUUUCUAUGGGACACUAAUUAUUGUUUAUAUACAGCCCCUAGGUCAGGCUAAGGCUCAAUGGAGAGGCGGAAAUCUUGUAGCCUCAGUUAUGUUCUCAGUGGUGGCCCCUACACUGAAUCCCUACAUCUAUAGCCUUCAGAACCGUAAAAUUAAAAUGGCUUUGGCACAGAUACUCAAAAUGAACUGGACAUAG
Messenger RNA from Dromiciops gliroides (monito del monte), 804 nucleotides. Its product is annotated as olfactory receptor 1361-like. Gene Ontology annotation, biological process: G protein-coupled receptor signaling pathway. Gene Ontology annotation, molecular function: G protein-coupled receptor activity; olfactory receptor activity. Bases 1 to 804 code for a protein of 267 amino acids. Lineage: Eukaryota; Metazoa; Chordata; Mammalia; Microbiotheria; Microbiotheriidae. The transcript has a single exon. Gene Ontology annotation, cellular component: membrane. The record is from RefSeq and is a predicted model, not a curated record.